Molecule: messenger RNA, 3699 nt
Organism: Aureococcus anophagefferens
Lineage: Eukaryota; Pelagophyceae; Pelagomonadales; Pelagomonadaceae
Exons: 2
Coding region: 1-3699 (1232 amino acids)
Source: RefSeq, a predicted model, not a curated record
AUGGACGACGACGACGACGAGGACCCGUACAACUUCGACCUCGCCGGGGACGACGACCUCGGCUACGGCGACGACGACAGCGCGAGCAUGAGCUACUCGCCCGCGCGGCGCGCGCCGGCCGCGCGGCCCGCGCCGGAGUCGAAGAAGGCGCCCGUCGGGCGGGGCGCGCGGCCGGCGUCGACGGCCGAGGCGCCCGCCAAGGGCGGCGGCUCGUCGGCGAGCGACAUCCUCGCCAAGGCGUCGGCGAUGCUGAGCAAGAAGCCCGCGAGCUACGGCGGCGGCCGCCGCGCGGCCGAGAAGGAGUCGACCGUCGACGACAUUUUAGCGGGCCUGAGCUCCGACGGCGACGAGAGCGAGGCGUCGCGGCCCCGCGGGCUCACGCGCCAAACCUCCACGCUCGGCCGCGGCGCCGCGCCGCGCGCGGGGUCGCGGUCCUUCGACCUCGGGUCCCUCGGCGGGAGCGACUCGAACGACCAGUCGCAGUCGUUCGACCAGGGGUCCCUCGACAAGCCGCGGCCGACGAUCUCGCCGUCGCCCGAGGCGGACCGGCGCCGGCUGCGCGACGAGACGCGAAUAGGCCGGGGCCUCGGCGACAUGCCCAAGCUGGGGCUCGCGCGGAAGAGCGUCUACGGCGACGUCCGCACCGCGAGCGGCCUCGGCGCGCCGGACCCGGCGCGCUCGCCGGACCCGGAGCCCGCGGCCCGCGAGGGCGGCACGCGCUGGCGCGAACUGGAGGACGCGCCCCUCACGGCGACGACCAAGGGCGACCUGAGCAGCAGCCGCCGCGGCACCGUGCGGUCCAGGGCAGCAAAAGAGAGCGAAAUUCCCAACUUCAAAGGCUCCUAUCUCGGCCAUGUGCGGUCCAUCAACGACCUCAACGACGCGCGCGCGGAGGAGCGCGCCGGCGCGCCGCCGACGCGCGACAGCGAGUCGACCUUCGACUUCGGGGGCCGCGGCGACGACGUCGACGAAGCAGACGACGACGACCUCGCCGGCGACCUCGGCGGCGGCGGUGCGCUCGAGGCCGCCGCGGAGCGCGCGUUGCUCCGGUCGCCCGAGGGUUUAGGAGCGGCGUCGGCCCUGCCGCGGCGCGCCGUCGAGAACUCGUCGCCGCCCCGGGGGAAGCCCGCGGAGCGGCCCGGCAAGCCGGGCGCGGCGCGGCGCACCGUGUCCUUCGACGGCGACGGCGCGCCGAGCUCCGACGCGGCGCCGCUACACUCCUCCGGCGGCAGCCCCGGCGGCGCCCUCGAGGAGUCGCUGGCGGAGGACGACAGCGACGGCGACCGCACGGUGGGCCAGCGCGACGCCGCCGGCUCGUCCGACUCCGGCGAGAACUACGAGGGCGAGUCCGUCGCCGACGACGACGACGCCGCGCCCAAUGCGCCGAACGUGCGGUCCUUCUCCGACCUCGCCGCCGUCGCCGCGCCCGAGUCUUCGGACGGCGACGACGACGCCGAGGAGUACAGCGACGAGUUCGGCAACGAGAGCCCCGCGUCGCGGUCGCCGCGGUCCGGGCCCGAGCCGCCGCGCGGCGCCGCGCCGCUCGGCCCGCCGGCGGCGGCGGGCCCGCCGCCGGCGCGACUCGCGACGCCGCCGUCGAGCGUCGCCGCGCGGGCCACGGCCGGCGCCGUCGUCCGCUCCUUCGACGACCUCGCGCUCGCUGUUGCUGAUGAGCCUGUGCUGGCUGCUGCACCCACACCCACAGCCGCGCCGGACCCCGCCGCCGACGCCAAGGUCGACGAACACACGGCGCGGGAGCUGCGGCGCGAGGCGAAGCACGCGCGCGCCGCGCGCGAGGCCGCGGGCCGCAACGCGGACCUCACGGACUCCGAGGACAACGAGCGCGGCGACGAACGACCGCCGGCGGCGGCGGCGAAGACGCGCAGGGUCCGGAGCCACGCGGGCCACGUCUUCUUCACCGUGCGCCUCGGCCUGCUGGCCAUCGAGCACCUCGACGGCACCGCGCGCGACGUCUUCGUCGCCGACGUCGCGGCGGCGCUCGGCGUGUCGCGGCGGAGCGUCGACAUCGUCGGCGCGCGCGAGUCGCUCGCGGGCGACGGCUCCGUGCUCGAGGCGCGCGUCGCCGUGCGCGGCGGCGCGGACGCGCGGGCGCUCGGCGCGGCCAUCGCGCGGUGCCCGCGGCUCCUCGUGCCGCGCGCGGCGCCCGACUUUCGGAUGGCGUCCUACGUGGGCUGCGUGCGCGUCCGCGGCGACGACGGCGAGGUCCACUUCGACUUCGCCGAGGGCGCGGCGCCGCGCGCGGCGACGGCCGACGCGGGCGCGCCGCGCGCGCGCGUGACGACGCACGACGCGGCGACGGGCGACGCGGACGAGGACGAGCUCCGCGCGCGGCCCGACGGCGAACUCGCGGGCUUCGCGCGGUGCCGCGAGGUCGCGACGCAGUUCAGCGGCAACCACGCGGGCAUCCAGGCGGACCUGCGGCCGCCGGGCCUGGCGGGGACGGCGGCCUACGUGCCGCUCCUCGCGGCCGCGCCCCGCGAGGCACCGCCCGCGCUCCCCUUCGACGCGUCCGCCGCGCCGCCGCGGUCGCCGACGUUCCUCAUCGACAACGCGGCGUCGCUCGCGCACGCGGACGACGCGACGCUGGCGAACAUCGCGCGCGCGUACGUCGCGCAGGCUUCCGCCGCGCGCGACGCGCGCCGGGCCGCGCCGCGGCCGCCGCCGCCGGGGCCCCUCUUCGGCUCCUACCCGCCGCCGCCGCCGACCUUCGCGGCCUACCGCCCGCCGCCCGCGCCGCUCCCGGCGCCCGCGCCGCCGCCGGACGUCGCCAAGACGCCGCGGACGCGCGACGACGCCGCGGAGAAGGAGAACGCGCCGGCGCCGCCGCCGAACGAGAGCGAGCCGCCGGCGGACGGCGCGCCCGCGGCCGCGCCGCCGCGGCCGCCGACGCCGCCGCGGCCGCCGACGCCGCCGCGGCCCGACGCCGCGGCGCCGCCGCCGCCCGCGCCCUACGGCCACGGCCCCUACGGGCCGCCGCCGCCGCCGCCGCCCUACGGCUACGGCUACGCGCACCCGCCCUACGGCUACCACCCCUACGGUCCGCCGCCGCCCUACGGCUACGCGCCCUACGGCUACGCGCCGCCCUACGGCGCGCCGCCGCCGCCCGGCGCGUACGCGCCGCCGCCGCCGCAGCGGCGGCCCGAGACGCCCGGCCCGGCGCCGCCCGGCGGCCACCGCGCGGCCGCGGCCGACCCGGAGGCCGAGCGGCUCCGCGCGCAGCUCUUCUCGCUCGCGGACCAGCACCUCGCGGAGCUCCACGCGGAGCGCGCCGCGGGCACGACGGCGCUCAACGCGCCCGACGCGGCGCUGCCGCAGAUGCUCGCGGCCCAGGCGGACCUGAGCCGCCAGCUCGAGGGCCUGAGGGCCAAGCUCGCGGAGUCGCGCGCGACGUACGACGCCGCGCGCGCGCGGCCGCCGAGCACCGAGGCGCACCACACGCUCGCGGCGACGCAGGAGUACAUCGACACGCACCGGCCGGCGCCGCUGCCCUACUGGAAGGCCUACAUGAGCGUCGACGCGUCCCUCACCGAGGAGGAGGCGCGCCAGCUCGCCUUCGACGACGUCAAGCACAAGCGCGGCGCCGCCGCGCCCGUCUCCGCCGUCGCCGCGACGACCGCGUCCGCCGCCGCGGGGCCCGACGGCCCGGACGGCGGCGUCGGCGAGGCGAAGGAGGGCUAA